GGUUGAAUAGGAUCAAAAAGGAAGUUGUGGGCCUAUUUGGGAGAAGAGGAAGACAAAGCUUUCAUCCACUUUGGAUUGCUUUCGUCUGGUUUAAGCAUAGUGGUUGGGAUUGGAUGUUAUCGUUAGGGAAAAGGGGUAUAAAAACCAGAUUACCAACUAGAACUGAAGUAGAAGAGAAGAAAUGUGAUUGCUUUCGGCUUCGAUGUGACUAAAUGGCGAUUCUGUAGAAGAAAGUUUUGCUGUUGGGACAUAGACACAGUGAGGAAAUGCAGGCAAACAAAUCCAGCAGCAGAGCUGCAAAACCUUCCCACAGGAUAUCCUCAGCAACCACUAGACCUCAAAGUUUAAGCAAGGCAAUUGGAGCAGAUGCUAACUCUACUGAAGGCAUUAAUCACCAGUCACGGAAGUUCUCAUCUUACAGAAGCCAAAAAGAAAAUGAGCAGAAAUCAGACUAUUAUAAUUCAGUUUUUCAAAAGAGUCUUCCAAGCCAGUUUACCGAUCUAGAAUCUCGGCUUGGAGAACUCCAAGAGGAGCUGAAAAGAACAAAGGACCAGCUUUCUUUAUCUGAAUCAAGUAGAAAGAGAGCCCAACAGGAAGCUGAAGAGGCCAAGAAGCAAAUUUUAAUAUUUUCUUCUAAGCUUGAGGAGUCUCAGCACCAACUUAUAGAGCUUUCAGCAGCUGAAGAUGAUAGAAUACAAGAGCUUCGCAAGCUUUCUCAGCAAAGAGAUAAGGCAUGGCAGUCAGAGCUGGCAGCUCUCCAAAACCAGCAGUCAAUAGAUAUGGCAGCUUGGAGCUCCGCCAUUAAAGAGAGACAGAAACUCAAAUCAGAGAUUGAGAUGUUUGUCAAGUCUGAGGCUGCCAUGGCCGAACAACUCGAAAGCACGAAUUCUGAACUGUGUGCCGUAAAAGAAGAUAUCUUGGAGAAAAAUUCUGCCAUAGAGAGGCUAAAAUUUCAAAUUGCAGAGACAAAAAGUGCUGAAGUCAAGGCAACAGAAAGCUUAAAUGAAGCCUUGCUUCAGCUAGAUAUGUCUAAAGCUAGAGUAAAUGAACUUGAAGCCAUGGUGAAGAAAUUACAAGCAAAUCAACGUUUUGAGCAAGAGGAAGAAAAGCUGAAGAACAAUCUGCUUCCACCUUCUGCUAGUGAAUUAAUGGAGAAAUUAGAAACUUUAUCUAGUGAAGGAGAAUCUAAACUAGAAUCUGAGCUGAAAGAAGCCAAGGCUGAGAUUGCCAACUUGAAAUCAGAACUUAUAAAUAAGGAUGAAGGUCUCCAAAACCUGCAAUCAAUAGAUAUGGCAGCUUGGAACUCCGCCAUUAAAGAGGGACAGAAACUCAAAUCUGAGUUUGAGAUGUUUGUCAAGUCGGAGGCUGCCAUGGCCAAACAACUCGAUAGCACGAAUUCUGAACUGCAGGCUGUAAAAGAUGAAAUCUUGGAAAAAAAUUCUGCCAUAGAGAGGCUUAAAAUUCAAAUUGCAGAAAGAAAAAGUGCUGAAGAUAAGGCAACAAAAAGUUUCAAUGAGGCUUUGCUACAGCUAGAGAUGUCUAAGUCUAGAGUAAAUGAACUUGAAGACAAGGUCAAAAAAUUACAAGCAAAUCAAAAUUUUGAGCAAAAGGAAGAACAGCUGAAGAACAAUGUGCUUCCACUUUCUGUUAAUGAAUUACUGGAGAAAUUAGAAACUUUAUCUAGUGAAGGAGAAUCUAAACUAGAAUCUGAGCUGAAGGAAGCAAAGGCUGAAAUUGCCAACUUGGAAUCAAAACUUACACAUAAGGAUGAAGAUCUCAGAAGCAUAUCACACAUGAAUAAAAAGUUGAAUGAUGAGAUAAGGGCAAGGGUGAACCAAGUAGAAGCUGAAUUCAGUUCAAAGAUCACACAAGCAGCCGUGGAUAUCUCAGAAUUGAAAGCCAGACUUUCAGACAAGGAGGUUGAGAUCCAGAAACUGUCAGAUGAGAACAAUCUGAUCAAAAUGGAGACGGGGAAGAAAGAGAUGAAAGAGAUGGAAGGCAUUAAGAGUUAUGAGGCUGAAAUGGAGGCUGAGCUGAGGAGGGUGAAGCAGCAUUCAGAUCAAUGGAGGAAGGCUGCUGAAACUGCUGCUGCUAUUCUCAUGGCUGAAAGCCAUGGAAGGAUUGUUGAGAGAACUGGUUCAGUUGAUCCACAAUCUUUUUAUGAUGGAAGAAACUUGAUGCGUUCACCAAUUUUAGAUGAAAUUGGUGAAACAUCAAGGAGCAAGAAUCACAAUGUGCUGACGAUGAUUGGUGGGUUUUGGAAAAAGAGCUAGUUAGCACCUCAUGCCUUCAAUUUUUUGGGAUAAUUACAUACAAACCACCCAAAAUAUUGAUAUUUGCAAAUUAAGCACCGAGGUGAUUUUUUUGAGCUACUAAACCUAUAUAUUUACGUCUGUCAUGAUCAAACUAUUGAGAAUUUGAUAAAAAUGAAAAAUAUGGCAUGGAGUUUUACCAUG
This is a messenger RNA of Phalaenopsis equestris, 2456 nucleotides long. RefSeq names its product interactor of constitutive active ROPs 3-like. NCBI's taxonomy places the organism in Eukaryota, Viridiplantae, Streptophyta, Magnoliopsida, Asparagales, Orchidaceae. The transcript is spliced from 4 exons. The record is from RefSeq and is a predicted model, not a curated record. Bases 267 to 2273 code for a protein of 668 amino acids.